Cricetulus griseus (Chinese hamster) is the source of this 1554-nucleotide messenger RNA. Lineage: Eukaryota; Metazoa; Chordata; Mammalia; Rodentia; Cricetidae. The record is from RefSeq and is a predicted model, not a curated record.
UAUUAUCCUCCGUGCUGGUCUCUCAGACCCGGGUGAGGCCAUAGCGGACUGCCCUUUCCCAAGAUGUCUUCGAAGAUUGGUUCGAGACGCUGGAUGCUGCAGCUCAUCAUGCAGCUGGGUUCGGUGCUGCUCACGCGCUGCCCCUUUUGGGGUUGCUUCAGCCAGCUCAUGUUGUACGCUGAAAGGGCCGAGGCGCGUCGGAAGCCCGACAUCCCAGUGCCUUACCUGUAUUUCGACAUGGCAGCAGCUGUGUUGUGUGCUAGCUUCAUGUCCUUCGGAGUGAAACGGCGCUGGUUUGCGUUGGGCGCCGCGCUCCAGCUAGCCAUUAGCACCUACGCCGCUUACAUCGGAGGCUACGUCCAUUACGGGGACUGGCUAAAGGUCCGAAUGUACUCGCGCACAGUUGCCAUCAUUGGUGGCUUUCUGGUGCUGGCCAGUGGGGCCGGGGAGCUAUACCGUCGGAAACCCCGAAGCCGUUCUCUGCAGUCCACUGGCCAGGUGUUCCUGGGCAUCUACCUCAUUUGUGUGGCCUACUCGCUGCAGCACAGCAAGGAAGACCGGCUGGCAUACCUGAACCAUCUUCCAGGAGGGGAGCUGAUGGUCCAGAUGUUCUUCGUGCUUUACGGGGUCCUGGCCCUGGCCUUCCUCUCAGGUUACUACGUGACCCUGGCUGCCCAGAUCCUGGCUGUGUUGUUGCCCCCGGUCAUGCUGCUCAUUGAUGGCAAUGUCUCCUAUUGGCACAACACUCGACGUGUCGAGUUCUGGAACCAGAUGAAGUUACUUGGCGAGAGUGUGGGCAUCUUUGGAGCUGCUGUCAUCUUGGCUACUGAUGGCUGAGUUCUGCAGGGAGAGGCUGAUUUGGGCACAGGGGGCCACUGAGGGCCACCUUACCUUCCUCCUUGCUGGCCCAGUUGCUGUUUAUUUAUGCUUCUUGAUUUGUUUGUUUACCUUUUUUUUUUUUUUUAAAUAGUUAAGGUUUGUUCCCCAAGUUUGUGGCUCAGAUCUUGGGAAGAUGGAAGCCCUCGUGCUGUAACCCUCGUAGGGUUGUUGUCUUCUUACUGUUUUAGGGGAGGGCUGAGGCCAGCUGCCUCUCCCCCAUGUGUCCAGGGAGGGCGGAGUCCCUGCGAAAGGAGUAAGGCAGAGGUGGGGUGCAGGUAUUAGGAGUGGGGGACAGAGGAAGAUCUGGAAAUAGCAAAUGUGAAAAUUCCUUUUGGAACCUGGCAGAUGCAGCUAAACAGUGCUUUUCAGACUAGGUGUGUGUAUGUACUCACACAGGUAGGGGGAGCCCUGUAAGGAGGGGCAGAGUGACUGGUGCUACAGAAGUCACAUGGGCUCUUUGGGGGUCUGCUGGGACACAAACAGUCCCAGCUCUCUGACCCCACUGUAGAGUUGAGAGCUGGCCCUGGUGUGCUCUGGGAUGUGCAGGGUGGAACAGACCUGCCGGGAUGCCUGCCACUGCAUCAGUUCUCAGCUCCUUGUUUGGCUGGAUAGGUGGAGCACCCUCCUAAACACCAGACCACACAGUUCUCCAAAAAUAAACAUUUUAUACAUUUU